This is a messenger RNA of Sparassis crispa, 3744 nucleotides long. RefSeq lists its product with no specific name. Lineage: Eukaryota; Fungi; Basidiomycota; Agaricomycetes; Polyporales; Sparassidaceae. The record is from RefSeq and is a predicted model, not a curated record. The transcript is spliced from 12 exons. Bases 1 to 3744 code for a protein of 1247 amino acids.
AUGUCCGUCGGACAGAAACCAGCUACAGGCAUAUCGUUAGUUUACGGCCAGCCUGAACAUGCUUCGCCCCUCCGCUCUGCCAUGGAUCAUCUUCCACUGUUGGCUCAUAGCGAUACUGCUAGUAUCAUGACUCAAGACAAGACUACAUUUCAGACAAAUGGAUUUGAGUCUCCUACUUCUGCAGUCAGACCGCGUGUUGAGGAAGCGGAAGACGAGGAUCGGACGCGUAAACGUUCCAGAGUGGAUUCUCUUGCAUCUGGUUCUGAUGAGCAUGAUGUGAAUGUACCGCGCGAAGCAGACGUGCCCGUCACAGAAGGUACCGGGAAGGCCCAAGCACCAUCACCACCACCUCAUGACUCCCAGCCCGUCUCGUCGCCAGAGAUAUCAAUACAGACACCGGCACAACCUGUCACUCAAACUCAAACAGUGGAAUUGGCUGACGCAGGCGUGAAGAGAGCUACUAUCUCGUACAAACCGUCAUGUCUCUCGUGGUUCGGAUCGCGUCCUCGAACGAACGCAACAGAGGUGCUCAUGAAAGCCACAGACGAUAUUGUUCCUGCGGCAUCUGAUACCCCACUGGUUGUACAGAGAUCUAAUACAUCACCUCUACAGAAUAUAGUAGAGACUCAAUCGCCGCUUCCUACUGUGGAUACCACUACACCACAUAAUACCGUUACCGCCGGCUCGCAAUUUCAGGCAUCUCCAACUUCUAUUCAAACAGAAUCCGCAGUUUAUCCCGAAUCAGUGAGGCAGUUGUACAUUCAGACAACGCAGAAACCACAGGCUCGUCCGAUGGAACCAAUGCUAUCGACCAGAACCGUUACUUCUGUAGAUGACGAAGUGCCUGGCCCGAAACCCAGCUCUUUAUCAAGCACCCCAUCUGAGGCGCUUCCCGUGUUAGUACAGAGUGAGGACGAAGGAGAGCGAGGCCGGAAGCUCGCCAUCGCCUCGUUGAACCCAUCCUCCAGCAGGUUCACGCUCAGGCUCCCUCUCCUCGGAAGGCCCAAAGUUCCACUCGAACAGAUAGCCGUGGUAGCACAGGCAGGUGAAUCUGCAGGGCCUCGAGAGAGCGAGCCCGUGCCAGAUGCCUCUGGGAGAGAUACUGAUGCACAGCCCUCGGUGACGUCCCUGGCCCUGGUCGACGGAAGCCUCAGUGUCGAGCCGUCUACGAGUGCGACCCAAGAGCUAUCAUCGGUUGUAUCAGCGUCGAAUUCUCCCGUCGAGGCGGUUGCGUCACAAGAGCCUUCGUCCUCAGCAGAUGUCAACAUAAACGAAGUAAGCGCAAAUCCAACUCCCGCAUCUUCCUGGUGGGAUUAUGUAGGAUGGGGUCACAGCCAGCCUGUUCAGGCUGAUCAGCCAGACCCGAAGCCGGAGCAAACGACCACAGGCGGCGACAUCAACAUUAUUGCUACGGAUACUUCUACACAUGUGUUCCCGAAAGUGCCAUUUAGCCCUUCAACUUCGCAAACACCAAUGACUCCCACACCUCUUGGGUCUCUCUCGGCAACAACUCAAAGUGCAGAAAUUACCAAAGCUUCAAGCCUACGAGAGGCGGUGCAACGCCGCGAAGAAGCUUUGCCUGGCAAACCGACGCCUUCAGAACAGGAGCCAGCCUCGGCAUUCCCUGAACCCGUGAAGAGUGAGCGCUCGACAUGGUACUCCCCCUGGGCGUGGUACGCGACUUCUCCGGUGUCCCCUCCGUACGAUAGCGCUCUGUCGGGGGCAACCGCUACAGGAGCAACGGCAAACUCAGAAUCGGGCGAGACUGCGAAGAUGGAGUCGGAGGUCGUGAAGACACAAGCACUCGCUCGCGAUCAUCCCGCACCGACUGUCGUUGCAGAGUCCAGUCGAGCUCCUCCGCAGGUUGAUCCCCCACCCGUCGAGCCGAAGAACCCCAUUGAAUCGUCAGUGUCGACACAUCGCUCGGGAUGGGCCACGUUCUUCAUGUCGCGCGCGCUCGUCACCAAGUCCGUGUCGGACGAGCAGAAAGACCGGGACGAGAACGGCAUGGAGAUCAUGAACUUGGACGAGGACGGGGACGCGCCCAAAGCCCCGUCGGAUCCUAUCAUCAUAGCGCCUGCGAAGCCUGUGCAGCAGCUUACUUCGCUGUCUCCGAAGGCGUCGUCGUCUGCAUUUGUCAAAGACAAGGUUCGGAAGUCAGAGACGUCCCCGCUGUCCGACAAGAACACCCGUGAGGCGCUGAAGCCGAAGACGCCCCGGUCUAUAUCCCCAACGCCGUCGAAGGCGCCGAGCGUGUCGUCUACUGCGCCUCGCCCGCCUAACCUUGUCUUACCCGGGUUCGAGGAGAUAUUCCAUCUUCCGCCUCGCUCGACUUUCAUCCCCAUCUCGAAGGCAGGAAAGUCGAAGUUAUCGCAGACACUCUCAUUUGUCAGCGGAGCGCUAUUCUCCAAGGAGGAAUCCGCCCAGGGCAAGGGCAAGGGUAAGGAUAAGGGAAACCCGUUCCUUCAUUUCGGAAAAGAGUUACCGAAGGCUUUGGAUGUCGUCGGUGAGCAGCUGAACUCCUACAUCAUGAGCGGUGGGUGUAGGGUGGUCGUGAUCGGUGUGGCCGGUUGGAUGCCAGGAGCCGUCACCAGAACUAUCGCUGGCGGAUUGCCGUCCUCGAGCACGAAGUUCGUCAACAUGACUUGUCAAGCAUUGGAGCGGUUCGAGCAGCAACACGGGUUCAAGUUUAAGAAGAUAACCAAGAUGCCCCUCGAAGGGGACGGAACGAUAGAACGGAAGGUGUCUAAAGUGCACCAACAUCUUCUUUCUAACGAUGAAUGGAUGGAAGACCUACACGCGGCGGACGUCAUUUUUGUCGCAACUCACUCCCAAGGAUCUAUCGUAUCCACCCAUCUCAUUGACAUGCUAAUCCAAGACGGCCAUAUCCUCACCACUCGCAGUGUCGAUAUUUUGACCGAAACGGCUGCUACGAUUGCACCUGGUGGUGCAGCUUCAUUGUCGGCCACGCAAGCUCAGCGAGUUUGCUUCCUUGCACUGUCGGGAAUACAUUUAGGUCCAUUGCGAUACUUGAAGAUGAGCUCCUUGCUGCAACCAUACAUACAGUACUUUGAGAAUUCCUCGGCCAGCGAGCUCUUCGAGUUCCAGAAUACAGAAUCACCGCUCUCCAAAGCAUACACAAAGGCGUUAAGCAACAUUCUUGAUCAUGGUACGAAAGUGGUCUUUAUUGCCUCUCUUAACGAUCAGGUGGUGCCGAUCUAUUCGGGCUUAUUCAGUGCAGCGUCGCACCCUCGGAUCUUACGCGCCUUGUACAUUGAUGGCGAUGCAUAUCACACAACCGAUUUCCUUACUAAUCUCCUCAUCUUACUUGUCCGCAUCAUGAACGCAGGCCUUUCCGAUGGAGGCCUCCUGGCCCAUCUCUCCGAGGCCACGGCCGGUAGUUUGAGCGGAAUCGGACACUCGACCGUUUAUGAGGAGCCGGAGACGUUUUCUUUGGCAGUUAACUAUUUCUUCCUCGCGAACGAUGGCGACAGCCCUGCAAGUCUUUCCGUCCAACCAUUCGACGCUGUCGUGGAGCAGAACGAUUACGAGAUUCCUUGGUCGCUCCGCGACAUGAUCGCCGACGAGCGAGUGGCGUACUUCUUCGCACACGAGUUCGCCCAGCUCCGCGACACAUUUGACGACUGGCAGCCCAAGACGACCAUCCUUCGUGAUGUCAAGCGGAAGCUCCAGCCUAUUCAGCGUCUUUCUGCUAUCGUCUCACAUACCACCAGCAAGCUCUGA